Molecule: messenger RNA, 6610 nt
Organism: Spirodela intermedia
Lineage: Eukaryota; Viridiplantae; Streptophyta; Magnoliopsida; Alismatales; Araceae
Source: the annotation of a GenBank genome assembly
AUGGCGUCUCUCCUUGAAUCAGGGUGGCAGGUGAGGGUUAAACUCUGGCAUCUCUCCCUGCGUGGCUAGUUCUUCUUUUCUCAUCAUAUUCCUCCAUUAUUUGGCCGAGGCUGCAUGAUAUGUGCCUGGGGGUGUGUGUGGGGAUCUGUUUACGGAGUGAGGUUGGACGUUAGAAACGAGGCAUCUCUGUGCCUUUGUGUGACUGAUAAUCACUCAAUCGUACUUGUACGUGAAAAGCUAGGUUUUCCAGGCACUGACUGAUGAUGUUUUUUCGGAAUUGCCAGACUGAUCUGGUCAGAAUUAGUCCUGUUCUAUAAUUUGGAAUGUUUUCUUCUUCUAGGACAAUCGCCAUUGGUUGUACAUGUUGCGUGUUACUCGCCCACUAUAUAAUCUCUGCAUUAAUUGAUUUAGUUUCUGAAUGCUGUCUAUUCUGUUAUUGGAACACCAUAGAUAAUCCAAUGUAGCUAUUCAGAUGAUUAGGAAUCAUCUUUGGCAGAUAAGUUUUUUAUUGUUGUAAUAUUUUUUAGAGAAAAUCUCAUUAAAUUUCCCCUAAGAAUACUUGUAAAUGCCUGCACUGUUGGUCCUUCGUACUUGGACUGUGAACUAGAAGAUCUUUACGCGCCCCUUCUUAUAUUCUCCAGUAUAGCGCACAUCACAUGAUGUUACUAAACAGCGGACUGCAGCCUGCCUUUUAAUCGGUUUCAUUCUGUGCUCCAAAACAGUUGAUCAUGUCGGUUGAUCGUAGUCUUUUUUCCCCUUAAUUUUUUUCAGUUUGAUCUCUCUGGAACUUGACAUUUUAAAGAAACUGAGACUGAUUAAAGAAAUUUAAAAUGCUCAAAUUUUAUAGGUGGCUCAAAUUUUAUAGAUCCUCGAACUAUUGUUCCUAUUUUUCCAAUGUGGAAUAAUAUUCAUUUUAUGAUGCUUUUCCUCCUGCUCGUUAUGCGUACUCCAUGUGUAUGAAAAAAAAAUGCAAGACCAGGACUACUCGUAUGACCUAGUUGUGUCCUAAUGCCUAUAGAGGAAGCUGGAGUCCUUAUUCCAGUUACUUGUGCAGAUUAUUGAGUCUCCACCUUGAUAAAGAUACUCAAGGUUAUAAGCGGUUCUCAUUUUGAGCACUAAACUAGAAGUUGAAUGUUUUACUGGGCAUCCUCAUGGAUUAUUCUAGAAAUCCUGAAAAAUUUACGAUAGGUGACUCAACCAGCUUAGAUAAUCUCAUCGUCUGAAUGAGCAUUUUGGUUUGGGAUCAAAUUUAAUAUUACCAAAUGUUAACAUAUUAUCCUAUAUGGAAAGGUGUAUAGCUUUUUGCCGGUUCCAUUGAAAUAUGUUUUGAACAGUUCACAACUGAAAGUGAUGAGUAAAAAACGUAACUGGUGAUAAGAUGAGUUCUAUCUCUUUCUGUUUUGUCAAAUAUGUAAUGCCCAUGAAAUUCGCCCAAUUAAGCGACAAUGCAUGUGUGGAAAUAACCAUCUCAACUUUCCUGUGAAUUUUUUUUCUUUAUUUAGUACCUCUAUUGUACUUUAUAAUAUAUGUUUCUAAUUAUUAUCAUUUUUGUGUUACAUGUCAUGCAGUUUUUGACCACCCAUUUCAGUGAAUUUCAAUUAGCGUCCGUCGCCACUUUUCUCCUCCAUGAGAGCGUGUUCUUUUUGUCAGGGAUACCCUUUAUGGUACUUGAAAGGGCUGGUCUCUUAAGCAAGUACAAAAUCCAGGUUUGCUAGUCUUCUUUAUUUUCUGCUACAAAAGAAAUGAGCAUUCUGGAUAUGAAGUAUGUUGGACUUUGGUGAUAAGCACCGAGUUACUCCUUUAGUAUUUGUUACCUCUUGUGAGUGAUCGUUUGUGGAUGCAGAUACUUUCUCUAUUGGAAGAUAGGUAAGUUAUUCAAAAGAAGAUGUCUCUGUUGCAUAUUCAAUUUUUUAAAAAUAAUUUAUCUGGCAUCCUCAAUGUACAUUGUCAAACUGAAAAGAUCGUACUCUGAAUAUAAAGAUAUGUUGAAGUUUCUUUCAAGUCAUUCUUCCAGGGCGUAUUUAUCAUUGUAUUACUAACUUGUUCAUCUUCACUCAUUUUACACCUUUCCUCAUAGUCUUUUAUUGAACAUUCCACAUUUUCGUUACCCAUCAUGACGUAAAAGUGAUCACUCAUGAUGUGCAUGAUACCUCAUGAAUUGCAUUUUCUGUGCUGUAUUAUGGACUGGUUAAUAUAUCAUCCAUACUUGAAUUUCAUUUAAGAUUUUGCCGUAUUCUUCUUUAGAUUUCAUCCAGCUUUGUCAUAAGCUCCAUAACUACGUAAUUUCACACGGUUUUUGAUAGAAGAACAGCUUUGAGGACAUUGCCAUGGUAUGAUAUUGCCGAUGGCAUAGGAACUCUAUUUUCUCGAGGGUGAGCUCUCAACAUACAGAUCUUCACAAAUAAAACCAAGACUUCCUUCUACGUUUUUUUCUAGGCUAAAUAUUUGUGUGCCAUUUCAAAUAAAACCAAAUUGAUCUAUAAUCAAUUUGGAACUAUUGUCAAGAGGUUUAGAACAGAUAAUGUUAGAAACUAUUUCAAUUUGGCUGUCCCCUCAUACUUUGAUUAGAAAGGGAUAAUUCAUGAGUCAUCUUGUGUCAAUACACCCCAAAAAAAUAGGGUGGCGAAGAGAGAAAUCAGACAAUUAUUGGAUACAAUUAGAGCUCUUUUGUUUCAACAAAAAGUUCUGAGGCAAUAUUGGGGUGAAGCUGUCCUCACUAGUAUUCAUCUUAUUCAUAGGAUCCCAACAAAAAUACUAAAAUAUCAAAGUCCUAUGAAACUAUUGAGUAAAUUCGAUACUCAUGUGAAAUUAAAGACAAAUCUUCGUCCAAGGUUAUUUGUAUGUACUGCUUAUGUUCAUGCUCAAGACAUAGUGGAAAAAUUUGGUCCACAAUCUAGAAAGUGCACAUUUGUUGGGUACUCAACUACACAAAAGGUCAUCUCAGCUAGUGUGACUUUAAAUGAGUUGAAACCAUAUUAUGGGGUGAAAAAUCCACAAGAGUUAGAGAACUUGAUUGCUGCCACUGAGUUAUAGGACAUAAUGAAUUCGUGAUUCAGGAGACACCCAUUCCUAGAAUCAAAGAAAUAAAAGUGUAUAGGAGACAACCUAGAGUUGAGACAAAAUAUACCAGCUGAGAUGAAUGAUCUACCUGCACUGCAGAAAUAACCAGCAAAAGAAACUAGUCCAAGUAUAAGAGGCACAUCUCAAAUUUAUAAUACUGAUUAAGGAGAGGAUCGUCAGUUCACUGAAGCCAUUGAUGAGGAGCAACUAGAUUGGCCCAUUGCUCUACGCAAAGGAAAGAGAAGAAGUAUAAAUAAACAACUCUAUCCUAUGGUCAACUACCUAUCAUAUGAUAGGUUAACACCAUCAUACAAGGCUUUUCUCAUGAACUUGGAGACAAUUAUUGUCCCCAAGACAAUAGAAGAGGCCCUGUUACACAAAGAAUGAAGUCAUGCCAUGGAUAAAGUGAUUGAUGUACUAGAGAAGAACUGCACAUGAGACUUAGUCCCUUUGCCUUCAGGAAAAAAGGUGGUUGGCUGCAAGUGGGUAUAUACUCCCAAGUAUAAAGCUGAUGGAACAUUGGAAAGAUACAAGGCAAGGUUGGUGGUUAAAGGCUAUCCACAAUCUUAUGGAAUUGAUUAUUCUGAGAAGUUUGUUCCUGUUGCAAAGCUGAAUACCAUCCGGAUACUUAUAGCAUUGACAGUAAAUGUAGGAUAGGAAAUGCAUCAAUUUGAUGUGAAGAAUGCAUUUCUUUACGGAAAUUUGGAGGAAGAAGUAUAUAUGAAUGUACCCUCAGGUUACACAUUUACCCAUCAAAAUAAUGUUGUUUGCAGGUUGAAAAAAAAUCUCUAUAUGACUUAAAACAAUCACCCUGAACCUGGUUUGAGAGAUUCGCUCAAGCUAUGAAAGGAUUUGGGUACAUACAAAGCAAUGGGGAUCGCACUCUCUUCAUUAAGCGUGGUGACUAAAACAAAGUUACAGCCUUAAUUGUGUAUGUAGAUGAUAUUAUCACAAUAGGAGAUGAUACUGAGGAGAUUAAAUGCCUUGAACAAAAUCUAUUUAGAGAAUUUGAUAUCAAAUCCCUAGGAAGGUUAAAAUAUUUCUUGGGAAUUGAGGUUGCAUAUUCAAAAGGUGUAUUUCUUUCACAACACAGAUAUAUUCUUGAUUUACUUCAAGAGACUGGAGAAUUAGAGUGUAAACCUACUAAGACUCUAAUUGAUUCCAACUUAAUUUUGGAAGAAGGUAAAUACUCUAAUCAGGUGGACAAAAGCUCAUAUCACUGUCCAGAUAUAACAUUUGCAGUGAAUGUAAUCAGUCAGCAUAUGAAUGAUCCAAGGGAGAUACACCUUAUAGGCAGCAUAUUGAGUGUUGGCAUAUCUAAAGACAAUAAUAGGACAAGGCAUUAUAUUCAAAAAAGGAGGGAAUCAUUCUGUAAAAUCUACACCAAUGCUGAUUAUGCAGGGUGUGUUAUAAAUCGCAGAUCAACAUCAGGCUAUCGUACAUUUGUUUGUGGAAAUCUUGUGACCUGGAGAAGCAAGAAGCAACAAGUAGUUGCACGAUCUAGUGCUGAAGUAGAAUUCACGGCAUUGGCCCAAGGGAUAUGUAAAGGCUUAUGGAUUUGAGGUUUGCUGGACGAAUUGAGAGUCAAACGAUCAAAUCAUCUGAAAUUAUUUUGUGACAACAAGUCAGCAAUAGAUAUUGCCCGAAAUCCUGUACAACAUGACAGGACUAGACACAUUGAAGUAGAAACAUGAGAUGUAGAUCUGAUAUAUGUUGGGACAUCAGAACAGAUUGCCGACAUAUUCACAAAGGAACUCACAAGACCAAUAUUUCAAAGGAUGGUGUCCAAGUUGGGCACGGAAAACAACCAUACCCAACUUGAGAGGAAGAGGGGGUGUUGAACUCUCUAGGAUUGUUUUUCCUUUCUAUCUGUUUCUUUUCACUGUAUUUUCGUACCUCUUUUUCAUUCCUUAUCUUAAGUGGAUUCAUUAGAUUGUUAACGGAUCCACUUAAAGACUAAUGUAAUGGGCCUGGCCCAUUACCUCAUGUAACCUGUACUUAAGCGGAAGACCAAGAUAAUUGAUGUAAGAUUUGGGAUUGCGGAAAUUCUGCUCCAAGAAGUGGCGACUGAUUCAUCUUCCUUGAAGAGGAGGAUCGUGAAGAUCGAAUCCUUUCAUUCUCCAAGUUGUAAGAAUCUCAGUCAAGAUCAAUUCUCAACAAAGAUAAUUAUGGUUCUUGGAGCUUUUGUGGCCUCAACAAGCAAGAGAAAAAAAAAAUAGAUUGACGGGAUAGCUUAUACUGACCCCUUUCAUGUGCACCUGUCAUGGACCUCUAUCUCUUUACGACACAAGUUCGGGGAAAUUCUUUGCAAAGUGUGACGAUGAAAAUAUCGACACUAGCAAUACUAAUAACGUGCUUUGAGUUACAUAUUCCCGAAAAUAUAGUAUUUAUCUUAUCUGUUUUCCGGCAUUCGUUUGAUGCGUUUGGCUGUGCAUCUGUGCAGGGUAAAAAUAAUACCAUGGACGCUCAAGAAAAAUGUGUUCUACGCCUCAUUCUCUAUCAUUUUUGUGUCAAUUUCCCCGUCAUGAUCGUCUCUUAUCCCAUCUUCCGCUCCAUGGGGAUGAGAAUCACCCUGCCAUUGCCGCCCUGGUACCCCCUCGUCUCCUCCUCUCCACGGAAGAUCCCUAUAACAUUGCAUCCUUCAGAAUAAUUCUCGUCUGAUCCUCUCCAUCGAAGAUCCCUGCUACCUACCCGCCCCCCCAUUGUUUUUUUCCUCCCAAGUGAUUGACAGGGUGGUUCUCUGUUUCUCUGUCGACCUCUGCAGGAAAGUGGUCCUCUCCCAGAUCGUCUUCUACUUCAUCCUCGAGGACUUCAUCUUCUAUUGGGGCCACCGCGUCCUGCACACCAAGUGGCUGUACAAGCACGUCCAUAGCGUCCAUCACGAGUAAGAAGAGAUCUCCCGAGACUCCCCACGAAGCUGGCAUCCUUUUUUUCCCCCCUCUCCUUCAUCUCCCUGCUGAGUAAGUCAACUGCAGGUACGCCACCCCCUUCGGGUUGACCUCUGAAUACGCCCACCCCGCCGAGAUCCUCUUCCUCGGCUUCGCCACCAUCCUCGGCCCUGCCCUCACUGGGCCCCAUCUGUUCACGCUCUGGCUGUGGAUGGUCCUCAGAGUCCUAGAGACCGUGGAGGCUCACUGCGGCUACCACUUCCCUUGGAGUCUGUCAAACUACAUCCCCUUCUACGGAGGGUGGGUCUAGGAGCUUCUUCUUCCUCCGACGAUUUAUCUACCCAGAAUAAGUACUCACCCUGGUCUCUGUGACAUGCAGCGCCGAUUUCCACGACUACCAUCAUCGCGUUCUCUACACCAAAUCCGGGAACUACUCCUCGACCUUCACUUACAUGGACUGGUAAGCUCGGGCGAAACUCAGUUCUCCACUUCACCUCCUCGCUGUGAAUAUCGUACUAGUUUAUGCACGUAGAUGUAGUUUAUGCGUGUGUUUAUUGAAGUGACGAGAUCUUCUGCGCUGAGAAAAAACCAGGCUUUUUGGGACGGACAAAGGCUACCGGGCGGGGAAGGCCGCCCUCAAUGGCGAAGGUAAACAAGCCUAG